AUGGUGCAUUUCUUUGCCCCACAGCUUCACCACGACGGGGAAGUAAGAUGCGAAUCCCGGGUGGGUGCUCUGGGCCACUUGCUAGUGCCCGCUUGGGCCCGGGAAGAAGCACCAGAGAAGAGAAUAAUUAUCUUCGGUAUCACAGAGUUAUCUGUCACAUCAUGCACAGACUGA
This is a messenger RNA of Penicillium digitatum Pd1, 174 nucleotides long. Lineage: Eukaryota; Fungi; Ascomycota; Eurotiomycetes; Eurotiales; Aspergillaceae. The record is from RefSeq and is a predicted model, not a curated record.